This is a messenger RNA of Cuscuta campestris, 1456 nucleotides long. Lineage: Eukaryota; Viridiplantae; Streptophyta; Magnoliopsida; Solanales; Convolvulaceae. The record is from the annotation of a GenBank genome assembly.
GGCUAGAUUGAAAGAAUGGAGUCAUUUACCUAUGUAUCGCCGUAUACCUAAACGCCGGACGCGUGAUGCAAAGUUUUCCACAGCCUGGUCCUACGGAUGGUGUCUCGCGAGUAAAGGCAGGCGUUGCAAAUUAAGAUCAUGAACUCAUGAAGAAAUAACAAGCUAUAUUUGCUUAGGCAAAGCUAUGAAUCUGAGAUUCAAGGAAGGUUCUUUUAUUUCUGACCACUUGAAUGAAUUUCAAGGGUGUUUUGAUCAGUUGUCAGACAUGGGCGUAAAGUUUGAGGAUGAGAUUUUAGGGCUUUGGUUGCUGAAUACUUUGCCUGAUUUUUGGGAAAAUCUUCGUGUGUCUUUGAUUAGUUCUGCUCCCGGUGGUACAGUAACUAUGGAGUAUGUCAAAGCUGUCGUUCUGAAUGAAGAAGGGCAUUUGAUGAAAAAUUGCUUCAAGCUGAAGAACAAAGACAAGAACAAGCCAGAAGGGAAAGAUGGUGAAAAUGAUCGCCAUGUUGCAACCACGACGUCAGGUGAUCUGAUAGUUGUUUCUGAUAACGACUUGAUUAAUGUUGCCUCUGAUGAAUUAAGUUGGGUUAUCGAUAGUGGUGCCGCUUUCCAUGUGACGUCAAGGAAAGAUUUCUUCACAUCUUAUACUCUAGGUGAUUAUGGGGUAUUGAAGAUGGGUAAUGAUGGUCGUUCACAUGUUGUUGGCAUUGGAGUUGUGGUCCUGGAAACCAAAACUGGGAUGAAGUUAGUGUUGAAGAAUGUCAGACAUGCACCAGAUAUUCGCUUGAAUGUGAUAUCUACUAGUGUCUUGGAUGAUGAAGGUUAUGUGAGUACCUUUGGUGAUGGGAAAUGCAAACUCACUAAGGGUUCUCUUAUUGUGGCUCGUGGGAAGAAGUGUUCAGAUCGAGUAUGGUCCGGAAAAGAUGUUUCUUAUGACCAUUUGCGCGUUUUUGGGUGUAAAGCUUUUGUACAUGUGCCAAAGGACGAGAGAUCCAAAUUAGAUGUCAAGACGAGGCAGUGCAUCUUUGUUGGCUAUGGUCAUGAUGAAUUUGGCUAUAGACUUUAUGAUCCUGUUGAGAAGAAGCUUGUCAAAAGCCGUGAUGUUAUCUUUAUGGAGGAUCAAAAUAUUGAAGAUAUUUAGAAGAUGGAGAAGUCGGAGUCUCAAAGUUAUGAUGAUCUUGUUGAUUUCAAUCCAACUCCCGUGGCUCAUAUGCCUAAUGAUACCAAUGGAGAUCAGAAUGAUGAUAACAAUCAUGUCCCACAUGAUUUUGCCGAUGGGCUAGAUAUCAUUGUGGUGCUGUUAUAUUGUGCAUUUGUACUCUCAAUUUGGUGGUAGUGGAGUUGGUUGGACCGAAGGGUCUCGUGGUUUUUUACUCUUUCACAUUGAAAGGGUUUUCCACGUUAAAAUCUCGUGCCUCAUAUCGCUUUAUUUUUCGUGCUUGGAUUAUCUUGUUACUUG